This is a messenger RNA of Osmia lignaria (orchard mason bee), 772 nucleotides long. It is a transcript of the gene Bet1, whose product is annotated as blocked early in transport 1. The record is from RefSeq and is a predicted model, not a curated record. NCBI's taxonomy places the organism in Eukaryota, Metazoa, Arthropoda, Insecta, Hymenoptera, Megachilidae.
AUUUGCAGAUCUAACCUUACCUGGGGGUUUUUCAGAUCCCCAUAAUCACAACCUCAACAAAGUUAUGUCCAGUCUUUCUGUACCUGUAUCCUGUAGUCACUGUUAAUACAAUCAACAACUUUAGUUGGCAGUUUUUUUAUAACGAAGUAUUAUAAUCAGCUGUCAAGAUUGAGAAUACAAUGCGUAGAACUCAUACAAAUUAUGCCUAUGAGCCAGUACCAACAACAUCAAAUCAUGAUGGUUUGGAAGAUGAAAAUGAAAAAAUGACAGAUCAUUUAAAGGAUAAAAUUCAUGCUUUAAAAUCACUGUCAAUUGAUAUUGGAAAUGAAGUACAUUAUCAAGAAAAAGUUCUUCGUGGAAUGGAUGAAGAUUUUGAAAGGACAAGUGGUUCAUUAACAUCUUCUGUUGCCCGUGUUUUACGCUUAUCUAAAGGAAGUCAUAAUUAUUAUAUUUUAUAUUUAAUCUUAUUCUCUAUAGUUGUCUUUUUCAUAUUGUGGGUAACAGUGAAAUUUUUUUAACUAAAACAUCAAAAACUUAAGAAAGUAACUCAUUCUUAUACUAUUUUGUUACAUACAGUUGUACAAUGUACAGUUAUGGUAUUUAAGAUUGGUAUAUGAUAUCAAUUUUUUAAAUUUUGUUUACAUAGGUUGUGCAGGUAAAAUAUUUAUUAAGUUUUAUGUAUAAAGUUGUAUACACACCCUACAUUAAAAUGUACAUAAAUCAAUGUAAAUGUAAAGACUAUUUUAUGUUAAGAAAUAUGUGGACCAAUGAC